UUUGCAGGCGAGGGGGCGUGCAGCGCUGGGUAGAAAGCAUCAGAAACGGUUUUUUUUUCUCCAAACAAAAUCUGUCUGUGGUUGGGGGCGGUCAUAAAGGUGAUGCAUUUCAAUUAAAAAGGAUGUAGCCGUCCCACCGCAGUUUGCAGGAAUCACACGUUAGGGGAAGGAGAGCGAGGGCAGAUAAAGGAGAUUGAAAAGAAGCCGCGGCCUUCAGUGAUUCGCAGCCGGGUCAGGCCUCACGGCCUGCAGGACGGGGACAGUCAUGGCGUCUGCUGAGACCAUGGACCUGGCAGUGGAAGAGCUGGGCCUUUCGAUGGAUGAGAUCCGGGAGUGGAUUGACCAAGAGUUGGAGAAGGUGGACCUGCUGAAGCAGCGGCGUGCUGCCCUGCAGGAGCUGGAGACCUGGGUGGAGAAAAAGGAGGCCGAGAUGGCUCACGUCGACGGGCUCUUCGAAGACGCGUCCAGGUCGGUGGACGUGUGCGAGUUAAUGGUGAAGGACCUGUACAACAACCUGGGCCUGCAGUAUGAGGAGGCCUCCACCGAGGAAGGAACGGGGAAGGACAGCGCCAAGGUGUCCGAAGUGAUAGAGAUCCUGGACGACGAUGACGACGACGACGUGAUGGCCGUGGAACCCGUGGAGACGGGACGAGCCGCUGCCCCAGCGUCCACCACGUCGACCGUGACUGCCCUGAGCAAGAUCACCCGCGAGCCGUCCUUGCUGCGCGAUGCCAUGGCCGCGAUGCGGAAGUCUGCCCGGGACGUUCAGAAGUUUGUGGAGGCCGUCUCCAGGAAGCCGCCGCCCGCCUCGGUGUGCCUGCUCCGAGCCACGACCACGGCAGCAGAGACCGAGAAGAGCGGGCAGUCCGGGCUGGCCUUCUCUGUGCCGUCUUCGCCCGCCAGCACCCUGUCGUCCACCUGCAGCACCCACCUGCGCCCGGCUCGCCUGGCUGCCCCACAGCCCCCCGCUGCCAACCCGCCUCAGGCGGCCACCUCCGUCGUGGAAGAUGGCGAGGUGGUGAAGGACGGCGACCUCUUUAAGGGCAUGCGGAUUCUGGGCAAGAAGCGCACCAAAACCUGGCAUAAAGGGGUGCUCAUUGCCAUCGUGACCACGGGCAACGCGAACAAGUACAAGGUCAAGUUCGACAACAAGGGCAAGAGCCUGCUGUCAGGGAACCACGUUGCCUACGACUACCACCCCGCUGCUGACCGCCUGAUGGUGGGGAGCAGAGUGGUCGCCAAGUACAAGGACGGCAACUCGGUGUGGCUGUACGCCGGCAUUGUGGCUGAAACUCCCAACAACAAGAACAAGACUCGGUUCCUCAUUUUCUUCGAUGACGGCUACGCCUCGUACGUCAAUCUGUCGGAGCUGUAUCCCAUCUGCAGGCCGCUGGCCAAAACCUGGGAGGAUAUCGAGGACGUCUCCUGCCGGGAUUUUAUCGAGGAGUACAUCACCGCCUACCCCAACAGGCCCAUGGUGCUGCUAAAGAACGGCCAGCAGAUCAAAACCGAGUGGGAGGGCACCUGGUGGAAGUCUCGGGUCGAGGAGGUGGACGGUAGCCUGGUGAAAAUCCUCUUUCUGGACGAUAAACGCUGCGAGUGGAUUUACCGUGGGUCCACCCGCCUGGAGCCCAUGUUCAACCUGAAGAUGACCACCGCCUUCCGCCAGGGUGGUCAGAGUGGGCAACAGAGGACCCGGCCGAACGUCGGUGCGGUUCGGACCAAGGGGCCUGUGGUGCAGUACACACAGGAUCUGACUGUGAACACCACCCAGAGCCCUCAGCUCUCGCGUCCCUCCAAUCAACAGCCGUCUCUCCCUCUGCCUCAGCAGCCCCAGUCUCCCAUCGACAAAACUGAUAUGGACUCCGAUCUGGGCUGGGGGGGGACAGGAACCGUUCAGAUAGACAGCUCAGCAAGCUACCCACCAAUAGGCUGCUGCAGAGUUGUCUGCCAUUUUACUACAUUCUUCACAGCUUCAGGGCCGGUGAGACGCGCCCCCUCUCUCUCUCUCUCUGUAUUUUGGUUACGGUUCCGCCGUUACCUGUUACUCCGCUGUCAUUGCCCCAUACCUGGGCUGCCACGAGCGGGGCGCUCUGCCAGCCGUGAACUCCGCCCUCACCCUGUGCUUUAUCUCCCCCCCCUGCCCCGUUCCAGAGUUGGGGCACUGCCCGGCGGUGCCCCGGAGCCCGUCGCCGGGGCGCCCCCUGCAUCGCUGCCUUACGAGCUCUUGGACGAGCCGAUGCCAGUGGAGGUGCCGUACAAGGCGCCCACCGAGAAGCUCUUCUACGUGGCGCACGUCUGCCAGCCCGCCUGCCUGGCGCGCCCCCUGCCCGUGAGCCGCGGGCAGUACCGGGGCCGCAACCCCAUGCUGGUGCCCCUGCUGUACGACUUCCGGCGGAUGACGGCGCGCCGCAAGAUCAACCGCAAGAUGUCCUUCCACGUGGUGUACAAGGGGCCGUGCGGGCUCUCGCUGCGCAACAUGGAGGAGGUGGAGCAGUACCUGUCUGCCACCCGUGCUGACUUCCUCUACCUGGAGAUGUUCUGCUUCGACCCCUACGUGCUGGUGGACCGCAAGUUCCAGCCCCAGAAGCCCUUCUACUACAUCCGGGACAUCACCCGCGGCGCGGAGGACGUGCCCCUCUCCUGCGUCAACGAGAUCGACACCACGCCCCCGCCCCAGGUGGCCUACAGCAAGGAGCGCAUCCCCGGCGAGGGGGUCUUCAUCAACACCCACGCCGACUUCCUGGUGGGCUGCGUCUGCACCGACGGCUGCAAGGACAGGUCCAAGUGCGCUUGUCUGCAGCUGACCACCCAAGCAACGGCCUGUAACCCAGGCGGUCAGAUCAACCACAACGCAGGCUAUCAGAGCAAGCGACUGGACGAGUGUCUGCCCACGGGGAUUUAUGAGUGUAACAAGCAGUGUAAGUGCAACGAGGGCAUGUGCACCAACCGGCUGGUGCAGCACGGCCUACAGGUCAGGCUUCAACUCUUCAAAACCCAGAACAAGGGCUGGGGCAUCCGCUGCCUGGACGAUAUCGCCAAGGGCUCUUUCGUCUGUAUUUACGCAGGUAACCGGGCUGCUGGGGUCAGCCUGCCGCGGUCACUCGCAGCAACUUUCGCUCUUUGGUUUUACCCCUCCCUCCUCUUCAGCGCUGAGGGAGCGCCGUGCAGUCUGACGCACUACUGAAGGGCGACACUGCUCUCCUGACCUUGUAAAUCUUUUCUGAGCCCUUUCAAGUUACACAACAACAUUCCUACAGCAGGGAGA
Molecule: messenger RNA, 3268 nt
Organism: Chiloscyllium plagiosum (whitespotted bambooshark)
Lineage: Eukaryota; Metazoa; Chordata; Chondrichthyes; Orectolobiformes; Hemiscylliidae
Source: RefSeq, a predicted model, not a curated record